Messenger RNA from Adineta ricciae, 894 nucleotides. Lineage: Eukaryota; Metazoa; Rotifera; Eurotatoria; Adinetida; Adinetidae. The record is from the annotation of a GenBank genome assembly.
AUGGGUUGCGACAUCUGUAAGACAGCAGUGGUUGCUCCAGUAAUUGUGAUUUCGGAUGAGAAACAUUCAUUGACUAGUACCACUGAACAAGUUGAAACAAGAGAUGAACCACUACAAUUCCCUCAGUCACAAGUAAUACACAGAACAAAAUCAUUGACGUCUACCAAUACAACAGACCCAAGGGAAAGUGUUGGUCUGGUGGUUAUAAACCAUUCAAAUGAAAGAAAUAUAUUUCAAUCAACACCAUCGAAUAACUCCUCGGGAAUCAAUUCUGAUCAAAGUACCAGUUUGAAAAGUGAACGUGAUUUUCGAUCAACGUCAUCUCACUCAAUGGAAGUGUUUGUGCGACCGAAAACUGGCCGAACAUUAGUUGUUGAAUCGUUUCUAUCGGAUUCAACGGAAAAUGAUUUCCCUAACGAGACAAUGAUUGAGCCGGAUGACAAAGAAAUCUCCCAUGAUGGUGUGGUCAGUUCAUCGACACCAACCAACGUCGAACAAACAAUAUUAACACGACAUACGACAUCUCGGUUUAACGAUGAGCGAGCUACUGUCAUCAAAGAUUUCUCCAGUGAUUCCGAUGAGUCGUAUCCAUUGCACAAAAGUUUUGUUACCUCGUCAUCCGAGUCGGAUAUCACAUCAAUCAAUGAGAAAUCUGACCACCGAUCGUUGGUCACAAAUAUGUCCAAAGAAAACAUCGCACGCGGUAUGAUUGCUGAUGGCACGGAUUCUUCCAUUCAACUUCAAAAUAGUCUAUCGAGUGAUUCUGAAGGUACGACUGUACGUAAAAGAGUAUCGAACAUUUCACAACCUCCACAUCCAAUGAAGUCAGAUAACUGUUCGAACGUGUUUGUUUAUGAAACAUCCUAUGAAUCUGAAAUUGACGCAGAGCGAUAA